This is a messenger RNA of Diatraea saccharalis (sugarcane borer), 1427 nucleotides long. The record is from the annotation of a GenBank genome assembly. Lineage: Eukaryota; Metazoa; Arthropoda; Insecta; Lepidoptera; Crambidae.
CUGAUGAAAAUACGGAAAACUUAUUAAUGCCAUACACAAAAGAGAUAUAUCAAAAAAAUACGAAUAAUGGGGACAAAACACUUAUUAAGAAUAUAAUUAACAUCUUAUAUAAUUAAAAAUAGUUUACCUAAGUUAAAAAAAGCACUACAUAAUAUAUCGUUAGAGACGAUAUUUCUUAGAAGUCUUUUUGUCUACUUAAUUAAUUUAAUGGUUUUUUUUUUGUUUUGUUUAAGAGAGAAUUAAAUAUUUUGUUGUUUAGUAUAUCAAAAGUUUACCAAAGCAACUUAAUUAUGUCUAUUGAAUCACUAAAUUUGUUUCCUGGAUAACCAAGUUGUCCCAACUGAUGUUGUGUGAUUUUUAUUUUAUUGAUAAACACUUCGUAUAUUUCUACUUUUUAAGUUAUUUAUUUAAAUUUAAUAGUAGAGAAGCUAGCUCGAUUAUUUUCCUCAUUUUAAAAUUAUUGGAAAGAAAUAAGACAAGUAGUUGUUUUUUUUCUUUCAUCGGUGACUCCAGACACAAUGUAGAACUUUUUCUAGAUCAUACCUUCAGUAAUUUAAAGAAUUUGUAUUCUUAUUGAAAAAUGGAUAAAUAAAUGUUUAUUUUCUCUAGCAAACUUAGUCCGUCAUUACAAUAAAUGUUGAUUCACCUAAGUACCUUAGAUUUUUAUUUAGUUUUUGUAAACAAAUUACUUUGCUAUUCUGUAAUGAAAUUAACGAUGAACGCAGCGUCGAGUAUAAUGCUGUCGCAGCCUAAAAGAUCAAUCAAAUAAAACCUUUAUUACCUUUUGAGCUAUUGUAAAAAAAUAUGCUUUCGUUAUUAGUGAUCGCCGAUAUAAUUUCACUUUUAAAUUAUCGUUGGAGAAAAUAACAGUAAUUAUUAUCUUUUAUUUUGAAAUCGCUAAAAAAUAAGUGAUCCUUUAAAAAUAUUAUAAAUGUAUUAUGGACAUGCUCUACGAUAGUAGUGACGAACUCCUACACAAUUUUCAAGGUGUCGUCUCUGUGGACUCAGCUGAGGAGGAGGAAUGGAAUGAAAAUACACCUCGUGACGCAACCGACAUGGUGGACACCGACGACCCUAACGAAGAACAAGAUGAAAACUCCCAAGAGAAGGAAAAAGAGAACAACGUCGAUGAAUCCAACCCAGGGGAAACAAAUGAAGACGGUGAGGAUACACCAACGAAUGGGGAUAAGCCUGCCGAAGAUGACGAUGCUAAUGAUACUGCUGAAUUAUCUGGUUUUUACUGGAAUCCGACCCUGGCAGAUCCCAGGUGGCGCGGCCGCAGCGUUUGGAAUUAUCACAUAGUGGUGAGGCGGUGGGGGGUCGAUACAUUCGUCACAGGCCCAGCAGCCAUUACUGCCAUUAGGCAUUUAGAUAUUAUCGCUGGUGACCCGCGACCUGAGACCAUCGCUUCAAUACGUAAUUACUAA